AUGCGUGAAGGGAGCAGCUUUGGAAGGCUGCAGCGAAGGAUGAUGGGGAAACUGGGGGAAUCGAUUAUGAUAUCCGAUGUAGGUUUCUACCGUGCACGUCUGUCCGUUCUCCAGCUGAUCGCGACAGUAACGCGAGGCGAUGUCCAGACGUUGAAGAAUGACUGGAUUACGGAUAAUAUCAUUUCCUUCUGGGAAGAAUACCUCGAACGCGAGUUUCUGUCGAAAUUCAAACACUCGAAUAUCGUCCUCCUCCGCCCCAGCAUGUCUUUCAUGCUCCUACAAACCCCCGACCCGCGCACCGUCCGCGACGCCCUGCCCAACUUCACCGGCACCACACACGUGUUCCUCCCCAUCAACGACUGCCGGAACGUCGCCGAAGCCGAAGGCGGCACGCACUGGUCGUUGCUUCUGGUCUCCAUCAUCGACCGGGUUGCGUUCCACUACGACUCGCUCCCGCCAGGCAACCGCAUGGAGGCGUACCAGGUGACGAUGAAGCUGGGCGCGCUGCUCAACCGGCCAAUCCGGUUCGUGCAUCUGGACGACGCCCCCGUGCAGGAGAACAGCAACGACUGCGGGGUGUUUGUGUGUCUGAACAUGCGACAUCUGCUGCUGAAGCGGCUGCUGAUGGCCAACUCGAACGAGAAGAUCAGCAUGAGUCUGGGCGGGCGGAAGGUUGAUGCGAGCGCCGGGCGGAAAGAAAUCCUCAAGAUUAUUGAGGGGUUCAGGAAAGAGGGUGCCAGACGAAGAUCCACGAGUCCGUCAGAGAAGCAAUCUACGAGUAGUCCGCCGAGGAUCGAAUGA
Messenger RNA from Rasamsonia emersonii CBS 393.64, 801 nucleotides. RefSeq names its product Ulp1 protease family protein. The record is from RefSeq and is a predicted model, not a curated record. Gene Ontology annotation, biological process: proteolysis. Lineage: Eukaryota; Fungi; Ascomycota; Eurotiomycetes; Eurotiales; Trichocomaceae. Gene Ontology annotation, molecular function: cysteine-type peptidase activity; deNEDDylase activity. Bases 1 to 801 code for a protein of 266 amino acids. The transcript is spliced from 5 exons.